Betta splendens (Siamese fighting fish) is the source of this 3200-nucleotide messenger RNA. It is a transcript of the gene actr5, whose product is annotated as actin related protein 5. The transcript is spliced from 9 exons. The record is from RefSeq and is a predicted model, not a curated record. Gene Ontology annotation, cellular component: Ino80 complex; cytoplasm. Gene Ontology annotation, biological process: regulation of DNA-templated transcription. NCBI's taxonomy places the organism in Eukaryota, Metazoa, Chordata, Actinopteri, Anabantiformes, Osphronemidae. Bases 37 to 1881 code for a protein of 614 amino acids.
UCCACUCGGCUGUAUUUUUCAGCGACGCAAAUCAAAAUGGCUUCCACUCAGCAACCGGUCUGCCAAAUUUUCUCAUUUCAGGACUGUAAAACGUCUCCCGACCCGAUUUAUGAGCUCCCUGCCCAACGUCUUUCCUGUACACAAGCCCCUCUAGUGAUUGAUAACGGCUCAUUUCAGACCCGGGCCGGGUGGGCCAUUCCGACGGCGGACUUUGACUCUCCGCGUCUGCUCUUCAGGUCGGUGGCUGCGCGAAGCAGAGGAGCUGCUCGCAGCGAGACGCAAAUCGGUAACGACAUCUCGAACCUGGAGCCCCUGCGGUGGCUGCUGAAGAGCCAGUUCGACCGGAACGUGGUGGUGAACUUCGAGAUCCAGGAGCUGAUUUUCGACCAUGUGUUUACGCACCUGGGUAUCGCCUCAGAGGGGACUGUGGAACACCCCAUCGUGCUGACAGAGGCGCCAUGUAACCCACUGCACUGUCGGCAGAUGAUGUCGGAGCUGCUGUUUGAGUGCUACCACGUCCCUUACGUGUCCUAUGGUGUGGACGGACUGUACAGCUUCUACCACAAUAACAAAAACAUCCAGCCACCUCAUACCAGCAUCAUUCUGUCCUCGGGUUAUCAGUGCUCACACAUCCUACCCGUUAUCAAUGGCAGGUUGGAUGCAGUGAACUGUAAGCGAGUGAAUGUGGCUGGGAGCCAGGCAGCUUCAUAUCUGCAGCGCCUCCUUCAGCUCAAAUACCCAGGUCACCUUGCAGCCAUCACACUCAGCCGCAUGGAGGAACUGCUGCAUGAGCACAGUUACACUGCUGUGGAUUAUCAUGAAGAAUUGGAAAAGUGGCGCAGCCCGGAGUUUUAUGAGCGGGAAGUUCACCGCAUGCAGCUUCCCUUCUCUGGGAAGUUGCCUGGUGGCUGCGUAAGUGUGGAGGAAAGGCAGGAAAGACGAGCUCAGCAGCUUCGCCGGCUUCAGGAGAUCAACGCUCGCCGGCGGGGGGAGAAGCUGCAGCAGGACCAGGAAAGGCUGGACAGACUUCUGGCAAUACAGGAGCUGCUGGAGGAUGGACUGUUGGAUCAGUUCCAUAAGAGCCUGGUGGAGCUCAACAUGGACUCAGCUGAGGAACUGCAGUCAUAUAUCAAUAAAUUGCAGUUGGCUGUGGAGCAGGGGAGACAGAAACUGCUGCAGAGUGAUGGAAUGGAGGGUAAAACUGAGGUGGAGCUAGCGAUGGAUGAGGGAGAUGUAGUGGCCCUGAUGGAUCCUGAUUUUCCUGAGGACACACUACCAGACAAAGCGGCCAAUGUGGUUCAGCCCAUGUUCAACAUGGCAGAGUACCAUCAGCUCUUUGUAGGAACAGAACGUCUACGAUGCCCGGAGAUCCUGUUUCAACCGUCUCUGACUGGAGAGGACCAGAUGGGGUUAAUGGAGACACUGCAGUAUGUCCUUGCCAGGUACACUCCAGAGCAGCAGGAGGCGCUGGUGAGCAAUGUUUUUCUAACAGGAGGAAACAUGCAAUACCCUGGGAUGAAGGAGAGAGUGGAGAGAGAACUGCUGGCUUUGAGACCCUUCCAGUCACACUUUAAGGUGACCAUGGCAUCCCAACCAGCCCUGGAUGCUUGGUACGGGGCUAGAGACUGGGCCUUGGAGCAUCCACCAGAAGGUGAUGCAACAGCACCUGAAGGGUGGAUCAGCAGACAGGACUAUGAAGAGAAAGGAGGCGAGUAUCUGAGCGAGCACUGUGCCUCCAAUGUCUUCAUACCCAUGAAGCUCACCAAACCGGUUCCCGUUCGCCCCAAUGAGCCUUUGCUGACAUCUGCAGGAGCUUCUGCAGCUGUUGCCACGGUUACACCUACCAUGACUCCUGCUGAGGUUUCUAUGGUUACCUCGUAGACUCAGAUUGCAGAUAUCUUGAUGUUCUGUGAAUUGUUUAUUAUUUUACUUCAGUUUCUGACUUUUGCCAUUUCCUACCAUGCCUUUCAGCAACCACCACAAAAAACUUUAGUUAAAAGCCUAAAACAAAAAGUUUUUAUUGUUGUUGAUUUAGAAAGCUAGAACUGUGCCUAAACAUGAUUCUAACUGUAAAGAUGAUCUUGGACAUUUCACUGUUGAAUACUCAAAGUUCAGUUUAGGUUCAUCAGCAGGAUGUUUGUGAAUAAUACCUUUAUGUUUGUAUGUACCAACAACAUCUACAUUCAGUAGCUAUCUCUCUAUCUGGACAUACUGCUACUGACAGUUUUUAUUUGUGUGAAUCCUUUCUUCUCUUAUGACCUUUGUAAUUCCAUCCUUGGGGAAAGAAUGAGAAACCGUUCAUAUUGAAUGGUCAUCAAGUUACUGAUGUUGAAUUCUUGAAUAUGAACAAUUUGUAUAUCAUUUUGUAUGUAAAUUUGCUGUUUGUUUUUUAAAAUGUAUUUUCACUAAUGAAAACAAAACUGGCUGAUAGCACCUGUUGCAGACAGCAGAGUGUUACACUGUAAUCGGUCCCAUAUGGUGAAAUGACCACAUAUUCGCGGCAGUACAGAGUUGCACCACUAGAUGUCGCAAGUUGAAUUGUCUUUGUCCUUUUCAGUGGGCACAACAGUUUGUUGUGGCUUUUCUAUGCAGUAUUACAGUACAAAAGGAACUUCCUUGGUAGUCUUUUGUAUCAACAGCACGUGACAGCAGGUCAUUUAAUUCUUGACCCAUCAUAAUUUACAGGCAUGAUACGUACAGCUCAGUUCUGUCUCUGCCGAAUCUAAAGGUUUGACUCAUACUUAGUACCUGUCCGUUGUCUUGCAGGUAUUUUUUAGGCACCGUUUUGCCUGUUCAUGUUCCACCCAGCAGUCUGUGUGCUAAUAGUAUUAUGUAGUCUUAAACUGUGUCACAGCUCAAGGCUCAGGCGAUUUACCUCAAGCAGCAGUGUGGUAACCACACACGCAGCAGCCUGGUUUCCACAGCAGGGCAGAGUAGUGCUAAUCAGAGCGAGGCCAGGCCUGUCACUGCAGGGGGAUUGGCUAAAAUUUAACAAGAGAUUAAAGCUAAACAACAAGGCAAUCUUUUAUCUAUGGAAGCAAGUAAAUAGGAUUUAUUUUUAUGCUUAGAUUAUACUUCUGCAAGUAUGUAAAAAAAAAAUCUCAAUUGCAGGUUUGAAGGUCUGCCAUUGAAGCUGUUAUUUGUUAGCCAGUAUCCUCUUGGUGAGUAAUCAUUAAAAGCAGUUUAAGCGUUUUGGGAAA